AUGAAGAUGGAGUUGGGAAGAGACGCAGAGUGGCACACCAUGAUUCAAGAGACGAGCGUGAGUGAACUAAUGACAGUCAGCAAGGAGGAAAUUCGGUAUGAAAAUGACCUGAAAAUAGACUCGGACUUGACUCUCCCCACUCCAAAAGCUGAUGUUGGUGUGGCUCAUUCUGGGGAGAAUUACAGACCCCAGAUUGAAACUUCACUGCCCGAGGAUGCUACAGGCAACCCCGGAGACCUGGACAAGCAGGCCCAGUUGGGAAGCUUACCUGGAGCUAUUGCAGAAAGUUUCCCAUCUCCUAGUGAAAGAAAUGGAAGACUAAAUUCAGACCUAGCGAUCAAUGGAUUAAUCCAUAAACCCCAACCCUUAGAGAAUCGAGAGCGACAAAAGUCAUCAGACAUUCUGGAGGAGUUAAUUGUUCAAGGAAUAAUACAGAGCCACAGCAAAGUAUUUAGAAAUGGAGAAUCAUAUGAUGUCAUGGUGAGCACUGCCGAGAAGCCGCUGAGAAAGCCACCAGCCAGGCUGAAAAAACUUAAGAUCAAGAAGGAAGGAAAAGAUUUCACGAUGAAGGACAUAGAAGAGAAGAUGCGGGCAGUGGAGGCACGCAGGAAGACUAAAGAAGAAGAAAUAAGAAAAAGGCUACAGAGUGACAGACUUCCUCCCCCAGCCCAUCAUUCAGAUUCAGCUGAACCGGUUGGGGAGGAGGUUCCAUUUGCAAAAGGACUCAAAACCGUGAGUUGUGCCAUAUUUGAACCGUCUGACCUGCAGGAAGGAAAACUGCUGAAAAGGAAGAAGAGUAAAAGUGAAACUACCUCUGAUGAUAGAAACUACAGUUAUGAAAAUAUCGGGGUUGUGGAAUCAGACACGUCCUACAACCAAGCAGACGACGUAUUCUGAUAAGACUUAAGCCAUUUUAUGUGAAUUUCAAGAAAAGACAUCCAUUUCCCGGGGUGUGACAUUCUUAGUCUGUCCUGUGUUUUCUUUGACUGCCUGACCCCUCACCCCCUGGGAUGUGCCUCGGGACUCAGGAAUGAUUGUGUGAGCUGCCUGGGCUGGAGCUUAGUUGAGUAGACUAAACGGCUAGGCUAGCUUUCAAAAAAAAUAAAAGGAAAAUUUGACCAA
Messenger RNA from Odocoileus virginianus texanus, 1122 nucleotides. NCBI's taxonomy places the organism in Eukaryota, Metazoa, Chordata, Mammalia, Artiodactyla, Cervidae. The record is from RefSeq and is a predicted model, not a curated record.